GUUGCGUUGAGUUUGAUCUUAUUGAUUAUAUACAACUUUUCGGGCCAAAUUCUAACUAGCCGAGAGAGAAGAGAAGCCAAAUCCAGAGACGCUGCUGCAAGAAGUGCUAGAGAAAUAGCGCAAGCUCGUGAGAGGUGGAAAGCUGCUAAAGAUCUUGCAAAGAAGCAUGCACUAGGACUAUCCCGAACGUUCCGUCGAAAGUCAUCUCUUAAGAGCUCCGACCAACAUGAUUCAGAUGUGCCUCUAAAACUAUCAAAUCCAUCAACAUCAAUGAACAAAGAGCAGAUUAAUGUUUCUGAGAUGGUAAAUUCAAUUGAGGAUUACCCUGAGAGCAGUGGGAGUUUCCAUGUGCAAAUAGGUGAAACAAAUAUUGAAAAGAAUAUGCCCAAAGGAAAGCAAAUGCAUACUCGUAGCCAAAUCUUCAAGUAUGUAUAUGCUCAAAUUGAAAAAGAAAAGGCCAUGCAACGGCAAACCAACAAUUUGACUUUUUCAGGGGUGGUUGCAUUGGCCACUGAUAAUAAAAUAAGAACUAGACCUGUAAUUGAAGUUGCUUUCAAGAAUCUAACCCUAACUCUGAAAGGAAGUAAAAAGCAACUCCUAAAGAGUAUAACAGGGAAAUUAAUGCCUGGUCGUGUGGCUGCUGUUAUGGGUCCAUCAGGAGCAGGAAAAACAACAUUUCUCAAUGCCCUGGCUGGCAAGACAACAGGAUGUGAUGUGAGUGGUUCAGUUCUGAUAAAUGAUAAAGCAGAGUCUAUCCGAUCAUAUAAGAAAAUCAUUGGUUUUGUGCCACAAGACGAUAUUGUGCAUGGAAAUUUAACCGUAGAAGAAAAUCUAUGGUUCAGUGCACGGUGCAGGUAUGGUAGCUUAUAUGCACAUGGAUUG
Messenger RNA from Dendrobium catenatum, 882 nucleotides. RefSeq names its product putative white-brown complex homolog protein 30. NCBI's taxonomy places the organism in Eukaryota, Viridiplantae, Streptophyta, Magnoliopsida, Asparagales, Orchidaceae. Gene Ontology annotation, molecular function: ATP binding; ATP hydrolysis activity. The transcript has a single exon. The annotation marks the transcript as partial. The record is from RefSeq and is a predicted model, not a curated record.